AUGUCAGCCGUCGUUGCCACCGCCACCUCCACCUCCACCGCGAGCACUACCACGACUACCACGGUCAAAAAGCAGCCAUCGAUAUCAGUGACCGCCGUCGACAGUGAACUGGGUGCGCCAGAACAGCAGGCUGAUAUCGUUAUUAUUGGUGCUGGAAUUGCUGGGUGUGCUCUUGCAGUUGCCCUGGGGAAACAAGGCCGCAAGGUUCUCCUACUUGAGAAAUCCUUGAAAGAGCCCGAUCGUAUCGUCGGAGAGCUGCUGCAGCCCGGAGGUGUCCAAGCGCUGGAGCAAUUGGGACUUUCGGACUGCCUGGAAGGGAUUGACGCUAUUGAGGUUGAUGGAUACAAUGUGGUUUUGCGCGGUACUCAGAUGAAGAUUCCGUACCCCGUCGACAAGCAAACAGGUUCAGCGCCCCAGGGUAGAAGUUUCCACCAUGGUCGUUUUAUCAUGAAACUACGCGAGGCUGCAAAAGCCACGUCCAAUGUUACCAUUGUCGAAGCCACGGCUACAUCUCUUAUCAAGUCUGCCUUCGACGUGAUUGGUGUGCAGGCUACAGUCGGUGAUUUUCCCGCUCAUUUCUUUGCGCCUUUGACCGUUGUCGCCGAUGGCUACGCCUCGAAAUUUCGAAAGGAGUACCACCCACAUACCCCUGUGGUGAAAUCCAAGUUUUGGGGACUCGAAUUGAUCGAUGUCAAACUCCCCAUGCCGAACCACGGCCAUGUCUUUAUCGGCGAUGGACCCCCGAUACUUAUGUACCAGAUUGGAGAGCACGAAACUCGUGCCUUGAUCGAUAUCCCUGACAAUUUACCCUCGGCUUCCGUCCAAAAUGGAGGAGUCAAGGGCCACAUGCGGAAUACCGUUUUACCGUCGCUUCCCAAGAGCAUUCAACCCAACUUUCUCGCUGCCCUCGAUAAGGGAGGGCUUCGAUCGAUGCCGAACUCAUUCCUCCCAUCCGCCACGAACACCACUCGCGGGCUAAUCAUUCUCGGCGACGCAUCGAAUAUGCGACAUCCACUUACUGGUGGUGGUAUGACGGUCGCUUUCAGCGACGUUGUGGUACUACGAAACUUGUUGAGCCCGGAAAAAGUACCGACUUUUGCAGACACGCCACAUAUCGCGAAGAUAAUGAAAGAUUUCCACUGGCAGAGGAAGAAUACUGCAUCGGUGAUCAAUAUCCUCGCCCAGGCAUUAUACUCUGUCUUUUCUGGAGACGGCCCUAACCUCGCUGUUCUACAACGCGGUUGCUUCCGCUAUUUCGAACUCGGCAUGAGUGCACAACCGGCCGGUUUGCUGGCUGGUAUUAUCAAACAACCUUCCACUCUAGUGCGACACUUUUUCUCCGUCGCAUUCCUUGGAAUUUGGGUCAACAUUGUCGAGACGCCUUUUUACCUUUUCCCUGUGGCGCUCUACAGGGGUGUUGCCGUUCUCUACACUGCGUGUGUUGUGAUUAUGCCUUAUGUAUUUGCCGAGUUGCAGAGGUGA
Messenger RNA from Talaromyces rugulosus, 1482 nucleotides. RefSeq lists its product as uncharacterized. Gene Ontology annotation, molecular function: squalene monooxygenase activity; flavin adenine dinucleotide binding. The record is from RefSeq and is a predicted model, not a curated record. Gene Ontology annotation, biological process: ergosterol biosynthetic process. Bases 1 to 1482 code for a protein of 493 amino acids. Lineage: Eukaryota; Fungi; Ascomycota; Eurotiomycetes; Eurotiales; Trichocomaceae. Gene Ontology annotation, cellular component: membrane; endoplasmic reticulum. The transcript has 2 exons.